Messenger RNA from Wallemia ichthyophaga EXF-994, 462 nucleotides. RefSeq lists its product as uncharacterized. The record is from RefSeq and is a predicted model, not a curated record. The coding region runs from base 1 to 462 and encodes 153 amino acids. NCBI's taxonomy places the organism in Eukaryota, Fungi, Basidiomycota, Wallemiomycetes, Wallemiales, Wallemiaceae. The transcript is spliced from 3 exons.
AUGAUAUACGACCAACUAUCACAGCGCGACCCGCUUCCGGCACUCAACCUCGACCAAGAAGUGUACUAUCCGCCUCUAACGGGCGACAUUGAUAAACUCGCUGCCAGUUUUCAUGUAAAAGCUUCACUGCACAUGCUCAAUGACGAUAUAAAAAGCACACACUACUACGCUGAAAUGAACCAAGGCGAUUCGUUGCUCGAUUAUUUGCAUGCCAUUGUGCAUAGGAGAGAAGGUGAUUUCUGGAAUUCCAAAUGGUGGUUUGCGAGAGUGAAGCAUCCACUGCUACAGCAAGUAUAUAACGCUAAACUUCAGCCAGCCAAGGUGGUCGACAAGGUGGAGGAGAUAGAGUUGUCGAAUAGCCCAGAAGCAAAGAAGGUCUUAGAGGAGCUGCAGUACAAAGAACUAUGCUUGAUUGCCGAAUACGCUAUUAAUGAGAGUAUGAAGAGUGAGGUUGAAAGUUGA